Periophthalmus magnuspinnatus is the source of this 3005-nucleotide messenger RNA. RefSeq names its product olfactomedin-like protein 2A. Gene Ontology annotation, biological process: signal transduction. The transcript has 8 exons. The record is from RefSeq and is a predicted model, not a curated record. NCBI's taxonomy places the organism in Eukaryota, Metazoa, Chordata, Actinopteri, Gobiiformes, Gobiidae. The coding region runs from base 248 to 2230 and encodes 660 amino acids.
AAUCAUUGCCUGUAGCUCGGCUUCUAAGUUCGUGUAUGUGGAGUAAACCCCUCCCUUGACGCAUGGCGGAUGAGAGCGCGCGCGUGGGGCAGCAAUAGCAGACAACUUCCAUCCCGACACACCAUCUCCUCUGCACACGGGCCAAACAUGGAGCUAAAGUAGACCAGCACGGGGCCAGUCCAACGCGUUCAUUUCUGGCGUUUUACCGGGUUGUUUGAACUUUUACGCACGCAACAAGAUCGACAAAAUGUGGAGAUAUACCAACUUGAUCGCUUGUCUUCUCGUUUUGUGUAAGGAUGCAAGCGCGCACAGCAAGGUGUUUGGUGAGACAGAGCCAGUGCGGAUGACUUCGGAGGGCUCAGACUGCAGGUGUAAGUGCAUCAUGCGGCCCCUGUCCCGGGAUGCGUGUGUGCGUCUGAAAAGCGGUGCUGUGCGCGUGGAGGACUUCUACACGGUGGAAACGGUCAGCUCCGGAUCGGACUGUAAAUGUUCCUGUACUGCACCCCCCUCCUCCCUCAACCCCUGUGAGAACGAGUGGAAAAUGGACCGGCUCAAGAAGCAGGCACCCGAGCUGCUCAAGUUGCAGACCAUGGUGGACCUGCUGGAGGGCACUCUGUACAGCAUGGAUCUGAUGAAGGUUCACUCGUACAUCAACAAAGUGGUGUCCCAGAUGAACACGCUGGAGGAGACAAUCAAGACUAAUCUGACAAGGGAGAAUGAGUUUGUUCGUGACAGCAUGCAGAGUCUGACAAACCAGUUCAAACGAUACGAGAAUUACUCCAACAUCAUGAUGAGCAUCAAAAAGGAGCUGUCCGGCCUCAGUCUACAGCUGCUGCAGAAGGACGAGAACAAGGCACAGGAGACUAAUGAUGAGAAAUCCAAGGACGCUGUGAAACUAACAAACAAAAAGAUUCCAGUAGCAAAGGCUCCUGCAAAACAGCCCAAAGAAAAGGUCCUCAAGCCCAAGAAGGAGGUGAUCAAACCAGUCAAACCACUUAAACCCGACCCUACAGCCAAAACCAAGGUCGGACAUCAGCCAGGAGUGGUCCGGGGCAUCACCUAUUACAAGGCCACCAAAACUGAUGGGGAUGAGCACAGAGAAGAGAACUCUGGUAAAUCAUACACACACCACCACGUGAAGGAGACCCAGUCUGAGGAUGGAGGAUCUGAGAUGGUUCUGGAGACUCUGGAGGCCACUGAAGAACCAGAAGCUCCUCCCACUACCGAAGCACCUACCACCACGGUCUCCACGACAACAGCCAGCACCACGACUUCAGCGGAUACGACCACCACCAUGACAACCACCACAACAACAGCUCCUACGACAACAACCAGCCAGUCAGUGUUAGCCCCCGAGAAACCAGCGCCCACCAUCGUCCUGCUGCUGGACAACUCCAACAACAACAGCCGGCCCAGUCUGCACAGAGCAGGUAAAAUCAUGAACUGCGAGGGCACUUUGGCCUCCAUAGAACAGCCUGAGAAGCACCACAGCUAUGGCCGAAAUGAGGGCGCGUGGAUGAAGGACCCGUUGGCCAAAGACUCCAAGAUCUACGUCACCAACUAUUAUUAUGGCAACAACCUGGUGGAGUUCAGAAAUCUGGACAACUUUAAACAAGGUCGCUGGAGUAACCUCUUCAAACUGCCGUACAACUGGAUCGGCACCGGCCAUGUUGUCUACAAUGGAGCGUUCUAUUACAACCGCGCCUUCACCAAAAACAUCAUCAAAUAUGACUUGAGAAUGCGUUACGUCGCUGCUUGGACCCUGCUUCACGAUGUAGUUUACGAGGACACCACGCCUUGGAAGUGGAGGGGUCAUUCAGACAUUGACUUUGCUGUUGACGAAAGCGGUUUGUGGGUCAUUUACCCCUCUGUGGACUACGACUACAGCCAGCAGGAGAUGAUUGUAAUCAGCAAACUGGACCCAGGGGACUUGUCUCUAAAGAAGGAAACAACAUGGAGGACUGGCCUUAAAAGAAACUCAUACGGCAACUGCUUUAUCAUUUGUGGCGUUUUGUAUGCUGUGGAUGUGUACAAUCAAAAGGAAGGAGAGUUGAACUAUGCCUAUGAUACUCACACUAACACAGACGCUAUCCCAAGACUCCCUUUCACAAAUGAAUACGCCUACACCACUCAAAUCGACUACAACCCUAAAGAGAAGGUGCUAUAUGCUUGGGACAAUGGACACCAGGUGACGUAUAAGGUGAACUUUCUCGAACAGCAAGGAGUAUAAUGGGUAACCUUUUAUGGUGCCAGAUUAGGUCCAGUGGCAGCCAUGUUGGACUGAACAUUUUGGACAAUGGAUGAACCUCCUCCAGCCUUCAGUUGCAUGCUAUUUGAACUUGUGACCUCAAAGCCAACAUGCAUAUCUCAAACAGAGUAUUUCAGAUCAUUAAUGGGUUAUUACAGGAAUAAGCUCAUAGGUUGAGGUAAGGGAUAAGAGGAAGAGUUAUCGCCAUCAAGAAAUUUCAAUGAGAGUGACUUUAUAUAAUUACAUUUCAAAAUUUUGUAAAAGUAUUUUUAUUUAUUUACUUUUUUGUUUGGGUAAACUUGAUGCAGCUCCUAAAAAGUAGUUGGAAAACUAAAAGUGACUUAGUUUGUUUAUUGCCUACAGGUGUAACUCUAAACCUCAUUGUAAACCUCAGAUGUUGAGAACCCACAGCUCCAGCAUUGAAGGAGGACUUCACUGCUGAUAAUAAAACAAUAAAACAAAUAUGUGUUAAAUCUAACAAAAGAAAAGCAAAAAAAAAAAAACUAAACAGCAUUUUUGCCUCAUCUCUUAUCCUAAAAACCUGACUCAGUUCUUCCUUCUGAAGUCUUACCUUAACCUGUUUAAGACAAAUCUGCCUUUGUAAUGAAAUGAACUGAAAAUUUGUCUAUCAAUCCAUCCUUUCACUAAGCACUUUGUUUUGCUUUUUGUACUGGCCUCAAAAUUGUUUUGCGUUAACAGUGUGUUACUUAAAAUAUGACUUCCCAAAAUAACAAACAUGCUUGUGCUGUAUUUUGUC